AUGCAAAGACAUAAUCUCACAUAUGUCUCAGAGUUCUACUUCAUGUGCUUCUGAGAGGACCCAGCCCUGCAGCCCGUCCUCUUUGGACUGUUCCUGUCCAUGUACCUGGUCACAGUGCUCGGGAACCUGCUCAUCAUCCUGGCCAUUGGCUCUGACUCCCACCUCCACACCCCCAUGUACUUCUUCCUCUCCAACCUGUCCUUCACUGACAUCUGUUUCACCUCCUCCACAGUCCCAAAGAUGAUUGUGGACAUCUCAACUCAAAGCAGGGUCAUCUCCUAUGGGGGCUGCCUCACACAGAUGUCGCUCUUUAUCCUUUUUGCAUGUAUGGACAACACACUUCUGACGGUGAUGGCCUAUGACCGCUUUGUGGCCAUCUGUUAUCCCCUGCAUUAUGCAGUCAUUAUGAGCCCUUGCAUCUGUGUCUUCUUACUUUUGCUGUCAGUCUUUCUUGGCCUUUUGAAUUCCCUGGUACACUAUUUAACUACCUUACAAGUUACCUGUUUCAAAGAUGUGGAAAUUGCUAGUUUCUUUUGUGACCCUUCUCAACUGCUUGACCUUUCAUGUUCAGAUACCUUAAUAAAAAACAUAGUCCCAUAUGUGCUUGGUACCCUAUUUGGUUUUUUUCCCAUGUCAGGGAUCAUUUUCUCCUACUAUAAAAUUGUUUCUGCCCUUCUGAAAAUCCCAUCAUCUGGGGGGAGGUACAAAGUCUUUUCUACCUGCGGUUCUCACCUGUCUGUUGUUUGCUUGUUUUAUGGAACAGGCCUUGGAACGUAUCUUGGUUCACUUGCAUCAUAUUCUCCCAGGAAGGGCAUGGUGGCCUCACUGAUGUACACUGUGGUCACCCCGAUACUGAAUCCCUUCAUCUACAGCCUGAGGAACAGGGACAUCCGCAGCAGUGUGAAGAGGCUCCACCAUUGCAAAAUCUAA
Messenger RNA from Fukomys damarensis (Damara mole-rat), 930 nucleotides. RefSeq names its product olfactory receptor 7E24. Gene Ontology annotation, biological process: G protein-coupled receptor signaling pathway. NCBI's taxonomy places the organism in Eukaryota, Metazoa, Chordata, Mammalia, Rodentia, Bathyergidae. The record is from RefSeq and is a predicted model, not a curated record. Gene Ontology annotation, cellular component: membrane. Gene Ontology annotation, molecular function: olfactory receptor activity; G protein-coupled receptor activity. The transcript has a single exon.